CCGAUCCGGUUUGCCCUGGGCGGGUCUGGAAAGGGGGUUGGUAGAGGGGAUGUGGGGAGCCCGUUGUGCUGUUCUAUUGCGGCAGCUGCGGCAGCAUGGUGGUUCCCGAGAAGGAGCAGAGCUGGAUCCCCAAGAUCUUCAAGAAGAAAACCUGCACCACUUUCAUCGUUGACCUCACAGAUCCAGGAGGGACCCUCUGCCAGUGUGGGCGCCCCCGGAGUGCACACCUGUCAGUGGCUGUAGAGGACGCAUUCGGGGCGGCUGUGGUGACCGUGUGGGAUAGUGAUGUGCACACCACCGAGAAGCCCACCGACGCCUACGGGGACCUGGAUUUCCUGGGCUCGGGCCGCAAGGCCAGCAAUUUCCUCCGUCUCUCUGACCGCACGGAUCCAGCAGCAGCCUAUAAUCUGGUCACAAACACAUGGGGGAUCCCCCCUCCGAACCUGGUCGUGUCAGUGCUGGGAGGCUCAGGGGCCCCCAUCCUCCAGACCUGGCUGCAGGACCUGCUUCGUCGUGGGCUGGUGCGGGCUGCCCAGAGCACAGGGGCCUGGAUUGUCACCAGUGGGCUGCACAGGGGCAUUGGCCAGCACGUUGGUGUGGCGGUGCGGGACCACCAGACAGCCAGCAUUGGGGGCAGCAAGGUGGUAGCCAUGGGCGUGGCCCCCUGGGGCGUGGUCCGGAACAGAGAUGCCCUCCUCAACUCCAAGGGCUCCUUCCCUGCGAGGUAUCCAUGGCGCAGCAGCCCCGAGGACAGGGACCAGGAGGAUAGGCGCCAGUUUCCCCUCGACUACAAUUACUCUGCCUUCUUCCUUGUUGACGAUGGCACACAUGGCCGCCUGGGCGGCGAGAACCACUUCCGCUUGAGUUUUGAAUCCUACAUCUCUCGGCAGAAGACGGGCGUUGGAGGGACUGGAAUUGACAUCCCUGUUCUCCUCCUCCUGAUUGAUGGUGAUGAGAAGAGGUUGGAGCAAAUAGAGAACGCCACCCAGGCCCAGCUUCCCUGUCUCCUGGUGGCUGGGUCUGGGGGUGUUGCAGACUGCCUGGCAGAGACCCUGGAGGACACUUUGACCCUAGGGAGUGGGGUGUGCAGGCGGGGCGAAGCUCAAGAUCGGAUUAAGCGUUUCUUUCCCAAAGGAGACCCUGAGGUUCUGCAGGCUCAGGUGGAGAGGAUCAUGACCCGAAAAGAGCUGCUGACAGUUUAUUCUCUUGAGGAUGGCCCUGAGGAUUUUGAGACCAUCGUUUUGAAGGCCCUUGUGAAGGCCUGUGGGACCUCUGAGGCCUCAGCUUACCUGGAUGAGCUGCGUUUGGCUGUGGCUUGGAACCGAGUGGACAUUGCCCAGAGCGAGCUCUUCCGGGGGGACAUCCAGUGGCGGUCCUUCCACUUGGAGGCCUCCCUCCUGGACGCCCUCCUGAAUGACCGGCCCGAGUUCGUUCGUCUGCUCAUCUCCCGUGGCCUCAGCCUGGACCACUUCCUGACUCCGGCGCGCCUGGCCCAGCUGUACAGCGUGAUGCCCCCCAACUCAGUGGUCCGCCACCUUCUGGGCCAGGCGUCCCACGGCGCGGGCGGGGGCACCAAGGCCCCAGCCCCUAAAGGCUCUGCGGAGGCCUCGCCCCCUGACGUAGGGCAUGUGCUGCGGCUGCUGCUGGGGGAAAUGUGCGCUCCGAGAUACUAUCCCGGGAGCGCAGCGGACCCCCACCCUGGCCAAGGCUGCCCGGAGAGCACUGGCCUGCUCUCGGCCAGGACAACCUCGGAACUCAGGCUGGACGCUGUCCUUGGGCAGGCCCCCUUGAGUGACCUGCUGCUCUGGGCACUGCUGUUGAACAGGUCUCAGAUGGCCCUGUAUUUCUGGGAGAUGAGCCCCAAUGCUGUGGCCUCAGCUCUUGGGGCCUGUUUACUGCUCCGAGCGCUGGCACGCAUGGAAUCGGAGGCUGAGGAGGCAGAACGGAGGAAGGACCUGGCGGCCAAGUUUGAGGGGCUGGGUGUUGGCCUCUUUGGCCAGUGCUACCGCAGUGAUGAGAAAUGGGCUGCCUGGCUACUCCUUCGCCGCUGCCCACUCUGGGGGAAUGCCACCUGCCUCCAGCUUGCCAUGCAGGCUGACGCCCGUGCCUUCUUUGCCCAGGAUGGGGUACAGUCUCUGCUGACACAGAAAUGGUGGGGGGCGAUGGACACCACUACGCCUGUCUGGGCCCUGGUUCUCACCUUCUUUUGCCCCCCACUCAUCUACACUGACCUCAUCACCUUCAGGAAGUCCAGAGAGGAGUUUGCACCGAAGGACCUGGAGUUUGACAUGGAUAAGGGCAUGAAUGGGGAAGGGCCUUUCGGGCUGGCCGACCCCAUAGAGAAGAUGCCAUUGGGAGUGUCAAAGCAGCCGAGACGCAGCAGAUGCCCUAGGGGGCCCUGCUGGCGUCAGUGCCUGCACCGCUGGUCCCACUUCUGGGGGGCCCCGGUGACGGCCUUCAUGGGCAACGUGGUAAGCUACCUGCUCUUCCUGCUGCUCUUUGCCCGUGUGCUGCUCAUUGACUUCCAUCCUGAGACAAUCAGCACCCUCGAGCUGCUGCUGUACUUCUGGGCCUUCACCCUCCUCUGCGAGGAGUUCCGGCAGAGCCUGGGCAGUGAGUGGGGCAGCCUGGCCAUCGGGCCGCAGGGCUGCAGCCACACCCCACUGCGCCGGCGGCUGCACCUCUACCUCGCUGACACCUGGAACCAGUGUGACCUAUUGGCCCUCACCUGCUUCCUCCUGGGCAUGGGCUGCCGGAUGACCCCCGGCCUCUAUGAACUUGGCCGCACCGUCUUCUGCCUCGACUUCAUGGUCUUCACGGUGCGGCUGCUGCACAUUUUCACAGUCAACAAACAGCUGGGGCCCAAGAUCGUCAUCGUGAACAAGAUGAUGAAGGAUGUGUUCUUCUUCCUCUUCUUCCUUGGCGUGUGGCUGGUUGCCUAUGGGGUGGCCACGGAGGGGCUCCUAAGGCCCCAGGACCGCAACCUACCAAAUAUCCUGCGCCGCGUCUUCUACCGGCCUUACCUACAGAUUUUUGGGCAGAUCCCCCAGGAAGAGAUGGAUGUGGCCCUCAUGGACCAUGUCAACUGUUCGUUGGAGCAGGGCUUCUGGGCGAACGCUUCGGGGACACGCCUGGGCUCCUGUGUCUCUAUUUAUGCCAACUGGCUGGUACUACUGCUCCUAGUCGUCUUCCUGCUCGUGGCCAACAUACUGCUGGUCAAUCUGCUCAUUGCUAUGUUCAGCCACACGUUCGGCAAAGUACAGGGGAACAGUGACCUCUACUGGAAGGCCCAGCGCUACAGCCUCAUCCGAGAAUUCCACACUCGGCCCGCGCUGGCCCCGCCCUUCAUCAUCAUUUCGCACGUGCGCCUUCUCAUCCGGCUACUGCGCAGCCUCUGGACUAGGUUGCCGUUCACCCGGGACGCCAAGCAUUUCCGGGUCUGCCUUCCGAAAGACGACGAGCGGAGGCUGUUGACAUGGGAGUCGGUGCAGAAAGAGAAUUUCCUGUUGGCGCGCGCGCGGGACAAAAGGGAGAGCGACUCUGAGCGUCUGAAGCGCACGUCGCAGAAGGUGGACAGUGCGUUGAAGCAGCUGGGACAGAUCCGUCAGUACGAGCAGCGUUUGAAAGGCCUGGAGCGGGAGGUCCGGCACUGCAGUCGCGUACUGGACUGGAUGGCUGAGACCCUGAGCCACUCUCCGUUGCUGCCCCCCGGGGGACCACCGCCCCCAGCCCCACCUGGACUCAAAGACUGAGUCCUGCUGGCAGACUUCGAAGAGUAGCCACACAAGCGAGUAUUAUUCCCAGGAUAACAGCUCAGCCAGACCUCGCCCCUUGCACCAGACAGUGUCCUUAGGGAGGGCCAAAUGCCCAUGGACCACCACCUGAGCUGCUGUCAGGACCACAGAGAGGAGUGUCAUCUAUAUGGACCACACUAGGCCUGGCUCCUCCCAGAACCAGCUCCAUUCUGGAAAGAUCAGCCUCUGGAGCCUGGGCCACUGCCCCUUUGAGGGCCCUGAUGGAGCUGGCUGGGCUGGGGUUCCUUGAGGUACAGGGACCACAGACCCUACUCACAGCUCCCCACACUGGGGAAAUAAAGCCAUUUGAGAUAAGUAGGGUCUGGAUGCUUGAUUUUGGGGGAAGUGGGUGGUGUUUGAAGCCCUGGCGGCACAGUGGUUGACAGCUACGGCUAGCUACGGCUGCUAACCAAGAGGUCGGCAGUUUGAAUCCACCAGCUACUCCUUGGAACCCUAUGGGACAGUUCUACUCUGUUCUGUAGGGUCACUAUGAAUCGGAAUUGACUGGAUGGCAGUAGGUUUUGUUUUUUGGCUUUAGGGGGUGUCCAGGGAGCCCUGGUGACAGCGGUUAAGCCCUUGACUGCUAACUGAAAGAACGACGGUUUGAAUCUACCAGCUGUUCAGCGGGAGAAAGCUGUGGCAGUGUGCUUCCUUAACGAUUACAGCCUUGGAAACCUUAUGGGGCAGUUCUGCUAUGUUCCAUAGGGUCUCUGUGAGUCAGAAUUGACUCAACAGCAGUGGAUUUUUGGGGGGUGUCUAGAACCUUCUGGCAUGGGGACUCAAGCUGGGGGAGUGGGUUUGGGGUCUUUGGUGGGUUUACUGCUGUAUAUCAGAGUUUCCCCAGUUCCGUGGCCACCAGCCUCAUUGAGCUUUUCGACAUGGUCAGUGAGGUCACCAGUUACCAGGUGGAUUUUUUCACCCAGUUGACUCAGUGAUGUCAGCACAUACAUAUGGAUAACAUCUGAAGACUUAGCCAUUUUCAGGAAUCAGUGAUGUCACCUGCUUUAGGUAAAUUUAGUUCUUUGGUUUGAUCUGUGAGGUCACCUUUAGCCAUAUUUAAAACCUUGGCCCCAUUGUAAGAUCAGUGAAGUCUAGUUUUUCGGCAGAGUUGGUCCAUUUAGAGUGGGAUAACGUCAUCAGUUGCUAGGCAGGUUCAGCCUUGUGCUGGAUCAGUGAUGUCAUCAGUUGUCAGGUAGAUUUACUGCUAUCGUGGAUUGAGUGAUGCCAGCAGUUACCAGGCAGAUGUAGCCCCAGGUUCAGUGAUCUCAUCAGUGAUGGAACACCUUUAACCUUUUGUCUUUUUGGUGAGAUCACCUUUACCAGACAGAUUUAGUCUCUGGUAACAGUGGGGACAUCACCUGCUUCUACCUAGACCAGAUGAGCAGGCGGAACUGUAGACUGUGGACAAUGAGGGUGCCAGCCAGGCCUAUGUGCCCACCUUCCCGCCCUUGUGAACGAAAGGAUGCCCAUGGGAAGCUGCCAGGGAAGGGGACUCUGGGUUUUUGAUCUGGAAGAUUUCCUCUACUGAAAUAAAUGUUGAGCUCAUUCAUCCCAUUGGUCACUGACUUGGAUGACAUCACUAGUUACUGGGCCGAUUUCCCCAGGCAGUCCAAUGAGAGAUGCCAUGCCUGGCCAGGGCUGCUGAGCAUAGUUGUGCAGAUUGUGCAUGACUCAAAUGCCCCACAUCCCAGGGUUACCAUCCCCAUUGCAGAGCUAUGCCAACUUACAUGAGAGCCUGGGUGGGUGGGAGAUUCCAGGCCCAUAGCCAAGUCCUGGACUAGUUGGGGAGACCUGCCUCCUACACAAACCCCCACUGGCACUCAGAACCAUGCACACUCCUUGGCAUACACACCUGGAUCAGGUAUACCUGCCUCAUCCACACUUUGGCAUCGCUCCUGCUUGUCAGUCUUGGAGGCCCAAUUCCAAGACUGAACCUGACAGUCACUUCAUCGAGGGGGCAGUGUGUGUACCCCCUAGUGCCUAGGUUGUGUGAGCAGGCAAGACUGUGGUCGUACCCCAGUGGAAUACUUGUUAGGUGCCAUUAAGUUGGCUUCGAUCCAUGGUGACCCUACGUAUAACAAAACAAAACUCUGCCUGGUCCUACGCCAUCUUACAGUCAUUGCUAUGGUUGAGCCCAUUGUUGCAGCCACUGUGUCAAUCCGUCUCCUUGAGGGUCUUCCUCUUUUUUGCUGACCCUCUACUUUACCAGGCGUGAUGUCCUUUUCCACGGACUGAUCCCUCCUGAGAGCAUGUCCAAAGUAAGUGAGAUGAAGUCUUGUCAUCUUGGCUUCUAAGGAGCAUUCUGGCUGUACUUCAAAGGCAGAUUUGUUUGUUCUUCUGGCGGUCCAUAGAAUACUGCUCAGCCGUAAAAAGAAAUGAAGUCCUGAUGCAGGCUACAACAUGGAGGAAACUUGAAAACAUCAGGCUGAGUGAAAUAGUCACAAAAGGAUAAAUACUGUAUGAUCACUUAUAUGAAAUAAGCAAAUGUAUUGAAACUAAAGCUUAUUAGUGGUUACCAGGGGUGGGAAGGGUGGCAAAUGGGAGAGUUUUUGCUUAGGGGGCAGUGAGUUUAUGUUAAUGGUGGUGGAAUCAUUUGGAAAAGAAUAGCAAGAAUGUCUGCACAACUUGAAGAAUGUAAUCAAAGUCACUGAAUUGAACAUGUAGAAAUUGUUGAGAUGGCAUAUAUUUUGUUAUGUGUAUUUUCACCAUAAAAAAUAUAAAAGAAUGGGUAAACGGGUGGGUACAGCUGGGGCCGUUGAUGCUGGACUCUGGGAAGCAGGGCAGAGCUGUUCAAGUUGCAUAAUAAAGUACUACUAACAACAGCCACAACAAAAUUUGCACCUGAAAAAGAGGUGUCUUUUUCUGAUUUGGACAAAACCGUCACAUGGGCUAGUGGAUUUUCUUGCUUGGCGGGAAGGCUAGACACUUCGUGGUACCUGGGAUUUUGACCUUGCUUUGUCAAUUCCUGUGUCAUUGGUUUGAUAAUUGUCAUGAGAUGGUACAAAGUCUCAGGAUCCCUUGUGUGAGGGGGCAAAAGGCAGGCACUAAGGUAAUGAGAAAGAACAGUGAGGGUGUCCAGGUGGAUAUAAUCAGUUACCUACCUUCCUGACCAGUGACUGGAGUGGUGGGGAAUCCUGACAUAGUGAAUGUCAGCCCAGUGGCCACUGUCAUGGUGGCAGAUGGGUCAAGUCAUGACAUUUGUGGGUCUGGGGUGGGUAGGGUGAUGUCUUAGUUCUCUAGUGCUGCUAUAGCAGAAAUACCACAAGUGGGUGGCUUUAACAAAUAGAAAUUUAUUUUUUCAGUUUAUUAUAUUAUUAGGUGCCAUGGAGUUGGUUUUGACUUAUAGUUGACUCUGUGUACAACAGAACGGAACACUGCCUGGUCCUGCGCCAUCCUCACAAUUGUUGUUAUGCUUGAGCCCGUCGUUGCAGCCAUUGUGUCAGUUCGUCUCAUUGAGGGUCUUCCUCUCUUUUGCUGACCCUCCUCUUUACCAAGCAUGAUGUCUUCCUCUGGGGAUUGGUCCCUCCUGAUAACGUGUCUCACAGUUUAGGAGGCUAUAAGUCAGAAUUCAGGGCGUCGACUCUAGGGGAAGGCUUUCUCUUUCUGUUUGCUCUGGGGGAAGGUCCUUGUCUCUUUGAGCUUCUGCUUCUGGGCGAUCUUCACGUGGCAUCUCUCUUCCCCCAUCUCUGCUUCUCGCUUGCUUGUUUAAUCUCUUUUAUACAGUGGAGCCUGUGUAAGGCAGAAACCUGUCAGAGAAGAAAAACUCAAAUAUUUUCCACUAAAAGAAGCAAUAGAAAAGUGGUAAGACUGCACCCUGUCAAAGGUGGAAAGCUUGCGAGACUCAGGAAAACAAGGCAGUCCUGUUGAGUUCUGGCUCUCACAGAUUUCACUGUGUCUCAAAAGAGAUUGAUUUAAGACACACUCUACACUAAUACUAAUACACUAAUAUUCCAAAGACAGGUGAUCCAACUGAAUGCAGAAAUGAUUGAACAAUAUCAUUAAUAUUACACUCAAGUCAAAUUUUGCUAAAGAUCAUCGAAAAGUGGUUGCAGCGGUACAUCAACAGGGAACUGCCAGAAAUUCAGGCUGGAUUCAGAAGAGGAUGUGGAACCAGGGAUAUCGUUGCUGAUGUUACAUGGAUCCUGGCUGAAAGCAGAGAAUACCAGAAAGAUGUUUACCUGUGUUUUAUUGACUAUGCAAAGGCAUGUGACUGUAACAAAUUAUGGAUAAGAUUGUGAAGAAUGGGAAUUCUAGAACAUUUAAUUGUGCUCAUGAGGAAUCAGUACACAGACUGAGAGGCAGUCAUUUGAACAGAACAAGGGGAUACUGUGUGGUUUAAAAUCAGGAAAGGUUUGCGUCUGGGUUGUAUCCUUUCACCAUACCUAUUCAAUCUGUAUGCUGAGCAAAUAAUCCAAGACGCUGGACUGUAUGAGGAAGAAUAGGGCAUCAGGAUUGGAGGAAAAUUCAACAACCUGCUUUACGCAGGUGACACAACCUUGUUUGCUUAAAGUGAAGAGGACUUGAAGCAUUUACUGAUGAAGAUCAAAGACUACAGCCUUUAGCCUCAACAUAAGGAAAACAAAAAUCUUCACAACUAGACCGAUAAACAGCAUCAUGAUAAAUGGAGAAAAGAUUGAAGUGGCCAAGGGUUUCAUUUUACUUGCAUUCACAAUCAACACUCGUGGAAGCAGCAGUCAAGAAAUCAAACCACCAUCGCAUUGGGCACAUCUGCUGCAAAGGACCUCUUCAAAGUGUUAAAAAGCAAAGAUUUCACCUUGAAGACUAAGGUACGUCUGACCCAAGCCAUGGUGUUUUCGAUUGCCUCAUAUGCAUGUGAAAGCUGGACAAUGAAUAACGAAGACUGAAGAACUGACACCUUUGAAUUAUGGUGUUGACGACAAAUAUUGAAUAUACCAUGGACUGCCAAAAGAACGAAGAAAUCUGUCUUGGAAGAAGUACAGCCAAAAUGCUCCUUAGAAGCAAGGAUGGUAAGACUGUGUCUCGCAUGCUCUGGACAUAUUAUCAGGAGGGAUCAGUCCCUGGAGAAAGACAUCAUGCUUGGUAAAGUUAGAGGGUCAGCAAAAAAGAGGAAAAUCCUCAACGAGAUGGAUUGACACAGUGGCUACAACAAUGGGCUCAAGCAUAAUGACGUGUUUUGUUCUGUUGUACAUAGGGUCGCUAAGAGUUGGAAUGGAUUGAUGGCACCUAACAACAACACGCUAAUACUGUCUCAUUAACAUAACAAAGAAUACCCGUUCCCAAAUGGGGUUACAAUCCUAAGUAUAGGCCACGCACAGGGUUGAUGUAAAUAUGCAUCAUUUUACAUGCAGAGCUUCACUAAACCACCCAUAACUAAUGUGAUAAUGGCAAGGCUGAACUGACAACCUAUAACUGACAAUCCAUAACAGGGAAGUGGAGAUGACCCUGGUGAAGAGCAGGCCAGGCCCAGGGCAUUCCAACCGAGAAUUGCCUCCAAGUAAGGGUCCAAGCCCUGGUGGCACAGUGGUUUAAGAGCUUGGCUACUAACCAAAAGGUUGGCAGUUUGAAUCCACUGGCUGCUCCUUGGAAACCUAUGGGACAGCUCUACUCUGUGCUA
Molecule: messenger RNA, 9390 nt
Organism: Loxodonta africana (African savanna elephant)
Lineage: Eukaryota; Metazoa; Chordata; Mammalia; Proboscidea; Elephantidae
Gene: TRPM4
Product: transient receptor potential cation channel subfamily M member 4
Exons: 25
Coding region: 96-3752 (1218 amino acids)
Biological process (GO): calcium ion transmembrane transport
Cellular component (GO): plasma membrane
Molecular function (GO): ligand-gated calcium channel activity; calcium-activated cation channel activity
Source: RefSeq, a predicted model, not a curated record